Messenger RNA from Zerene cesonia (dogface butterfly), 1081 nucleotides. Its product is annotated as glycine N-methyltransferase. The transcript has 6 exons. NCBI's taxonomy places the organism in Eukaryota, Metazoa, Arthropoda, Insecta, Lepidoptera, Pieridae. Gene Ontology annotation, biological process: one-carbon metabolic process; regulation of gluconeogenesis; S-adenosylmethionine metabolic process. The record is from RefSeq and is a predicted model, not a curated record. Gene Ontology annotation, molecular function: identical protein binding; S-adenosyl-L-methionine binding; glycine binding. Gene Ontology annotation, cellular component: cytosol. Bases 164 to 1039 code for a protein of 291 amino acids.
UUCUCAAUAUGAGCGGCCGGUUUUUAUAAACCAUGCAAUGUUUUUACAUGUAGCAGACGCGAGACCGCGUUCGCAUUAACCUGUAGUCUCGAUAUUACAUCACCAGUGACGAAUUUUGCUAUAAUAUUCUCGUGAAACAAUCAUAUUCACAGCUUAGGCAAACAUGGCAGCAGAUAAGGUAUUCCACUCCCGAUCCCAGGGCAUCCCUUCAGAGGGAGUCAAGGACCAGUACGCGGAUGGUAUAGCGGCUCGAAUCUGGAAGAAGUACAUUGGUGAUAGCAACCAAAGAACCCAGAAUUAUAAGGACUUUCUUACUGGCAUUUUGAGAAAACACGGCUGCUCUAACGUGCUAGAUGCUGCAUGUGGUACAGGUAUAGAUUCAAUGAUGCUAGUAGACGAAGGCUUCAAGGUGGUGUCGGUGGACGCAUCAGACAAGAUGCUGAAGCAUGCACUCAAAGCGCGAUGGGAGAAGAGAAAAGAUCCCCGCUAUGAUGAGUGGGUAAUCGAAGAAGCCUCCUGGGAAACACUACCACAAGACAUUGACUCAUUUUUACCAGGCGCUAAAUUUGACGCAGUGAUUUGCUUAGGAAACUCUUUCGCCCAUCUCCUAGAUGAACAUGAGGACCAAAGAACACAAAAGAUGUGCUUAGAGAACUUCGCGAAAGUUCUGAAACCCGGAGGCCUAUUGGUUAUUGACCACAGGAAUUAUGAUGCCAUGAUUGACAGCGGGGCUACACCAGGACAUUCUAUAUACUAUAACAGCAAGUAUCCAGUUGAUAUCAAAACAUCCGUGCUAGUGGUGCGCGGGAAACCUGAACUUGUCGCUUUGGACUACUGCAUCUGCCCCACGGAGAACGGAGAUGUCUCACAGAAGAGCGAGUUUCGUCUCUGCUACUACCCGCACAAACUAAACAAAUUCACACAGAUGUUAGAUGAGGCAUUUAAAAACCGUGCGACACAUGACAUUUACGCAGACUUCAAGGAGCUGUCACAGGUGCCGGAGCCGGCGUAUUACAUCCACGUUAUGAAGAAACUUUAGCUUGUAAAUAGGUUAAAUUUGUUAAUAAAAUUUUUGUUUUAA